AUGUCAGAUUCAAUUCAAACCACGAAACCUCAAAAAUCAACCGAUAAUGUUAAACAAAACCAACAAGACCCAAAUAAAUUUUCUUACAAUUUUGUAUACAAAGCCACCAUAGUUCUCAUAUUCUUUGUUAUUCUUCCACUUUUUCCUUCUCAAGCUCCUGAUUUCAUCAACCAAAAUCUCCUCACAAGAAAUUGGGAACUCCUUCAUCUUCUUUUCGUUGGUAUUGCUAUCUCUUACGGUUUGUUCAGUCGUAGGAACCAAGAACAUGACAAAGACAACAACAAUAAUAACUCAAAGUUCGACUCUGCACAAACACUUGUCUCUCGGUUUCUACAAGUUUCGUCUUUUUUCGAAGACGAAACUGAUCAUCAGAACCAAUCUGUAGAGUCUGAUGAAAUCACCAAGCUCCAAACAUGGAGUAAUCAGAAUCAACACUACAGAAAUAAGUCCAUGGUUGUUGUAGCUCCGCAGGUGAAAGACUCUGUUUUUGAAGAUGAACAGAGUGGUGGAGAAGAAAUCGAAAAGCCUCUUCUUUUGCCUGUUCGAAGCUUGAAAUCUCGUUUAUCUGAUGAUGCUGGUGUUCUUCAAUCGCAAUCUGUUGAUGGGUCGUCGAAAACAGGGUCUAAAAGAUUUUCAAGCAAUUCGUUUAACAGAGUAAGAAACUAUGCAGAAUUUGAAGGUGUUGGUGAAGAUAAGAUGAAAGAGAAAGAGAACGUUGUGCUUGCAUCUCCUAUUCCAUGGAGAUCAAGAUCAGCAUCAGCAAGAAUGAUGGAACCGAAACAAGAAGCUAUUGAAAAAGCUUCAAAGGCUUCAAUGGCGAAAGCUUCUGUGAUGAAAUUCACUCCAUCCGAAUCAAUUGCGAAGGACGCGGAAGAUUCGAUUAAGAGAAAGAGUUUUAAUUAUAAGUCUUGUUUUCCUCCUCCACCACCACCUCCUCCGCCACCAAUGUUUCAGAAACCAAUCUUCAUGAAAUCAAGAUAUGGUGAGAAAACUGGAAGGAACAAAUCAAUGGGAAAAUCUAUAGAAGAAGGAAUCAAUGAAAAGGAAGAUGAGGAUGUAGAUGAAGACAAAGAACAAAAGGAAUAUUCUUCGUCAAUGCAAGAGGCAACAGAGAAAGAAAGGUUUAUUGAAAAAAGGGUAAUUAUGGAAACAGAGGAUGAAGAAACGGAAAGUGAAGAAGAUGAAGAUGUUGGAAAACAAAAACAGAGUGAAGAAAGUUGUUCAAAAACAGAGGAACCUUCUUGUUCUUAUUCUGUUGGUGAUGAAGGACCUGAUGUGGAUAAAAAAGCUGAUGAAUUCAUAGCUAAAUUUAGAGAACAAAUAAGGCUUCAGAGAAUUGAGUCUAUAAAGAGAAGUACAAGAGUUGUAAGAAAUUCUUCAAGGUAA
This is a messenger RNA of Lathyrus sativus (Indian pea), 1386 nucleotides long. The record is from the annotation of a GenBank genome assembly. Lineage: Eukaryota; Viridiplantae; Streptophyta; Magnoliopsida; Fabales; Fabaceae.